Nestor notabilis (Kea) is the source of this 1448-nucleotide messenger RNA. RefSeq names its product family with sequence similarity 175, member B (gene ABRAXAS2). The annotation marks the transcript as partial. Gene Ontology annotation, molecular function: microtubule binding; polyubiquitin modification-dependent protein binding. The record is from RefSeq and is a predicted model, not a curated record. The transcript has 9 exons. Gene Ontology annotation, biological process: protein K63-linked deubiquitination; mitotic spindle assembly; attachment of spindle microtubules to kinetochore. Gene Ontology annotation, cellular component: nucleus. NCBI's taxonomy places the organism in Eukaryota, Metazoa, Chordata, Aves, Psittaciformes, Psittacidae.
GAAGGAUUUCUGCUGGGAGAGGUGAGACAGGAAGAGACUUUUAGCAUCAGUGAUUCACAGAUCAGCAACACUGAAUUUCUACAAGUGAUUGAAAUCCAUAACCACGAGCCUUGUUCAAAACUCUUUAGCUUUUAUGACUAUGCAGGCAAGGUUAAUGAGGAGAGUUUGGACAGGAUUCUUAAAGACCGAAGAAAAAACGUUAUCGGGUGGUACAGAUUUAGGAGAAACACUCAGCAGCAAAUGUCAUAUAGAGAACACAUCAUCCAUAAACAGCUGACCCAUAUUCUUGGAGUGCCUGAUCUUGUCUUCCUCCUCUUCAGCUUCAUUUCCACUGCAAAUAACUCAACACAUGCUUUAGAAUAUGUGCUUUUUAGACCAAACCGAAGGUAUAAUCAAAGAGUGUCACUUACUAUUCCUAAUCUAGGCAACACUAGUCAACAGGAAUACAAAGUUUCUUCAGUGCCAAAUACUUCUCAGAGUUAUGCCAAAGUUAUUAAGGAACACGGUACUGACUUUUUUGACAAAGAUGGAGUGAUGAAGGACAUCAGGGCUAUCUAUCAGGUUUAUAAUGCACUUCAGGAAAAAGUACAGGCAGUAUGUAUAGAUGUAGAGAAAAGUGAACGUGUGGUUGAAUCUUUUCAAGCUGAUGUAGACAAGUUAAAAAGGCAAAUCGCCCAAAAGAAAAGUGAAAAGGAACAAGAAAUAAGAAUGCAGCAAGCAAUUUUAAGCAGGCAGAUGCCAACAGAUAACUUGGAACCUAUGUUUGUUCCACGAAUGUCCUACACUGGAUUUGCUGUGGAAGGCUGCACACUUGAAGAUCCGGAUGUCUCCGAUCCUCCUCCUCCGUAUUCCGAUUUCAAUGCAAGCAAUCAAGAAAGUACUGUGGGUCCCAGUCUCCUAGAAAGCAAUGUUUUUAUGCCUCGACCUCAAGCAGUAGGUUCUUCCAGUUACGUUUCCACAAACACAGGAUUGAAAUAUUCAGGUAAUGGAGCAUCCAUGCCAUCGUCCCAAAGAGCGGUCGGUUACACUCAAGACAGUGAUUAUGAAAACUUGCUUGAACCUGCAGAGUCAUCUGACAGUGAAUACUCACAGACAAGAGAUUCUCGACCUUCACCACAUCCUGAUGGUGACUCCAGGAACACUCAAACAUCUCAGAUUUGAUGGGGAGGGGGGUAAAAAUCCACAUGACACUGUUUUUUCACAGUUGUUACUGAGAGAUUUUGGGGAUUUAACCUGGAGGAAAUGAACUACACAGGAUUUAACUGUGCACACAACAUGUAGAAGACUUGCACUAGAGGGUUUAUUCACCUUGUGAUACAUUUUGCAAGUUUUAUAAUGGAAUCAUUAGGAUAAUCAAGUUGUACUAAUACUGAUGAGCUUCAUGGAUGUACUGGUAAACUUAGGCAAAAUGAUGACAUUUAUAGAGAUCUUGUAGCUUUUGUUGCCGU